Sitophilus oryzae (rice weevil) is the source of this 2222-nucleotide messenger RNA. It is a transcript of the gene ENGase, whose product is annotated as cytosolic endo-beta-N-acetylglucosaminidase. Gene Ontology annotation, cellular component: cytoplasm. The coding region runs from base 385 to 2112 and encodes 575 amino acids. Gene Ontology annotation, biological process: protein deglycosylation. Gene Ontology annotation, molecular function: mannosyl-glycoprotein endo-beta-N-acetylglucosaminidase activity. The record is from RefSeq and is a predicted model, not a curated record. NCBI's taxonomy places the organism in Eukaryota, Metazoa, Arthropoda, Insecta, Coleoptera, Curculionidae. The transcript has 9 exons.
GACAAUCCUAACUGAUCCUAACCUAGAUUGUCGAUAAGAUAUAAGAUAACCUAAUUCUUUGAAAUCUCUGUAGAUGCUCUGUAGGGUUGUUAAAGAAAACAAAUUAUUUUUUAUUUCUUGCCUGCCUAUGAAACAAGAAUACUGUAAAUAGUGAUUAAUACAUAAUAUGCUUUUAAAAUUAAAAAUAAUUCUGGCAUAUUUUAUACUGCAACACAACAAGAUAAAACAUCAAGGACCAAUUACAUAUUGAAACUUAUCUAAUAGGAGGAAGUGCAUUUGCUUUAUCUCACUGCCACAAUUAGGCCUAAACUGCCUAUUAUCUAAUACUAUUUUAUUUCAUUAAGUAUGUAAAAGUUGUUGUGUGUGUGACGGAUUAAAUAUAAAAUGAGUUUUCAAAAUAAACGGCCAUUGUAUUUGAAUCAAACCAGUGAUGUUAGUUCCUUCUCUAACCCGAAAACUACUGAACAAAAUUUUAUUACUUGUGAUCCGAUAAAGAAAUAUUCAGAUAUUGAAGAUUGUCUGUCUAAUCUUCCACAAUGGGUUGAAAAAGUUGUUCCCUUGAAAAAGAGAUGUCAGUAUGUAGUUAAAAACAGUCUUUCAGAUUGCCAUAGUAUUGAGAGUGAUCAUUAUAUACAUAACAGAUUAGAUUCUCGUACUGUUCCAAAAACAUUAAUUUGUCAUGAUUACAAAGGAGGAUAUUUAACUGAUUCCUAUGUUCCUGUCAAAGAUGGCGAUGAAAAACAUAUAGAUAAAGAAGGAUACACUUUUUACAAUUGGUCCCAAAUUGACUAUUUUGUAUAUUUUAGUCAUCACUUUAUAACUAUACCACCUCUUAGUUGGAUAAAUGCUGCUCAUAAGAAUGGAGUCAAAAUAUUAGGCACAUUGAUUACUGAAUUUACUGAUGGUGCUAAGAUUUGCGACGAAGGCAUUUUUAAUAACAGAGAUUCAAUGAAAGAAUUUGCUUUUCACUUAACUGAAAUAGUUAAAUUAUUUGGUUUUGAUGGCUGGUUACUAAACAUCGAGAAUGAAGUAAAGCAUCCUGAUCUUUUAAAAGGGUUUGUUGAGGUUUUAACCCAGAACAUCCAUAAAGAUAAUAGUGAAAAUAUUGUUAUUUGGUAUGAUAGUGUAACAAAAGAUGGUAAACUGUUAUGGCAAGACCAACUGAAUUGUGAAAAUAAAUGUUUCUUUGAUUUGUGUGAUGGAAUAUUUUUAAACUAUUGUUGGAAUGAGGAAAAACUGGCAAAUACAGUUAAGUGUGCAGGUUCUAGACGUUUUGAUGUUUUUGUUGGGGUUGAUGUAUUUGGUAGAAAUAUGUUUGGAGGAGGUCAAUUUAAUACAUUUAAGGCAGUGGAAUUGGUGUCAAAAUAUAAUCUAUCAAUGGCUAUUUUUGCUCCUGGCUGGACAUAUGAAACAAUGGACAAAAAUCCAGAAAACACCAGAUUUUCUAGAUUUUUAACAAGAGAUGAUACUUUUUGGUUUAGUUUAUUACCAUACCUUUAUACUAGGCCAAUAAAUGACUUUUUCUUUACAAACUUUCAUUUAGGAUUAGGUCAAAAUUCCUACAGUCUGUUCAUUCAAGAACAACAAACUUCAAGGUUACUACAUCCUGAUAGAUUAAAUACUAUACCUCAAUAUGAAACUGUUUUGUCGCUGCAGAACUCAUGUGACUGUUUAAAAAGAGAAUAUGUUGGCGCCAAAAAUGUUUGUCUCAUAUCAAAACAGGGUUUAAGAGAAAAUAGUAGAAGUAUAGUACACAAUAUUUUUCUAUGUGAUAUAAAAUUGCAAGGAAAGAUAGGCGUAUCUGUUCAAACAGAAAAUUUAAAUUUCAUGGAGACAUUUUUAGACUGGGUUUUAUUAACAGUUUUGCCUAGUGGAAGUCUGAGAAAAAUAAAAUUGCUGGGUGAAAGGAAAUCAAACGUAUUAGACAACGUGUCCAUAUUAGAAGUAAAUCCUAUGGAAGAAUUAGAAAUAAAACAAAACAGUACCUGGCAUUCAAUUUAUCUACAAAAAUCAAACACAAAAUUUUUAAGAUUUUAUGAAUUUACAACUAGUAUAUCAACUCUUUUGGAAAUAGGGCCAGCCUUCACAAUGGUGAUUCCAUAUUUUUGCUAGAAUUUGGUAUUUUUGAUUUAUAAAACACAACCGUACUAAAAUAUAAUAUUACUAAGUAAAAUAUAAAAAGUUUAUCUACGAAAUUAUGUUUAAAAAUAAAUAUUUCUAUA